Messenger RNA from Phyllopteryx taeniolatus (common seadragon), 2557 nucleotides. It is a transcript of the gene nptx2b, whose product is annotated as neuronal pentraxin IIb. Bases 274 to 1590 code for a protein of 438 amino acids. The record is from RefSeq and is a predicted model, not a curated record. The transcript is spliced from 5 exons. Lineage: Eukaryota; Metazoa; Chordata; Actinopteri; Syngnathiformes; Syngnathidae.
AAUAGUCCCAUAAACAAGUCACAUUAACCGGGCUUACGCAGACAGAGAAAGACUCAGCCUUGAACGGAUUUUCCGUGGAGAUUGUGCUGUUUCGUGUAUUUGAUCCAUUUGUUAUUUUCAUUUAGACAUGGGACUCUUUUAUAAAACGACUAGUUCAGAAUUAUACGUGCGUAAUUUGUAACGGUGUGCGUAUUACGCACAGACUGGAUGGUUUCGUAGAUUGUUUCUUUAUCGCAAUUGUUUUCGCAUCUGCUUAAGGCGAUCUUUGCAGGUAUGUUUUCACUAUUUCAGGGCUUUGUCGUGUUCUGUGCGCUGGGCUGUCGGCACCAAGCGAGCGGCCAAGCGGACGACGGUAAGCGGUACAUUUGCCGAGCAGUGCCUCUCGUCGGCGACACCAGCUGCCCGGUGACCUUGUUACCCGAAUUCAACGCCGGGGGUCAGGAAGAGGAGCUCCGCAACACCGUAAUGCAGCUCCGAGAGACUAUUCUGCAGCAGAAAGAAACCAUUUUCAAGCAAUUAGGCACCAUCAACGAACUGACCACCAAAUUGUCCCUGUGCGCAUCAACCACCGAUGACAGAAAGUACGAAAAGGGGGGUCCUUGGGGCAAAGGGAAGCAAAACACAAUGGGAGACGUCCCCAGAGAUCCAAAUGACACCGUGGAGAACCUUGGCAAAACAAUGCAGGGGCUCAAGGACCGGCUGGAGAACCUGGAGCAACAGCAGAUGCGGGCCAACAUAUCCGGCGCGUCGUUCCCCAGCGAGCUGCGUGACUUGCUGCAGCGUCGCCUGGUCGAGCUGGAGAAACAGCUCCUGAGGAAAGUCAGCAACCUGGAGGAGGAGAAGAGCAUGCUGUCCAACGCCACGGCAGCAUACCGGCUCAAGACGGAAAGUACGCUCAAUGCGCUGGUGGAGAGGAUAAGUGAGCUGGAAAAAGGUGGGGAAGACUUCAAGUCCCCUGAGCAGUUCAAGCUCUCCCUUCCCCAGCGUACAAACUAUUUGUACGGCCGCAUCAUUAAGAGCCUCCCGGAGAUGUAUGCGUUCACGCUCUGCAUGUGGAUCAAGUCCAGUGCCACUCCGGGCAUCGGGACACCCUUCUCCUACGGUGUACCCGGACAAGCCAAUGAGAUUGUGCUGAUCGAGUGGGGAAAUAACCCAAUUGAACUGCUCAUCAAUGACAAGGUCGCACAGCUGCCCUUGGAGGUACGUGACGGAAGGUGGCACCACAUCGGCAUCUCCUGGACCACUAGAGAUGGCCAGUGGGAGGCCUAUCAAGAUGGAGAAAAGCAAGGGACCGGAGACAACCUGGCAGCAUGGCACCCUAUAAAACCAGGAGGGGUGAUCAUCCUGGGCCAGGAGCAGGACGUUGUAGGUGGACGCUUUGACGCCGGACAGGCCUUCGUGGGAGAACUCAGUCAAGUCAAUAUUUGGGACCGUGUUCUCAAGCCAGCCGAGAUCCAGUCUAUGGCCAACUGUACGUCAUACUUGCCGGGUAACGUGAUCUCAUGGAUGGCGAGCAAUAUCGAGGUGUUUGGGAGGGGAGCCUUCAAGAGGCCCUUGGAGAUGUGUCAGGAGCGUCUGCCUAAUAACUAAACUCUUAGCAUCUGCCUUUUGUGUUAACUAGCUGCUACUUCCGCGCAUUUAUUUUUUUUCCAAUUACUGUGAGACAGUUUAUGGAAGCUGUGAAAAACAACAUUGUGACUGUUGCAAAUAACACUGGAUGUGCAAAUUAGGGCACACAUCACUGGCUACAUGCUUUCUGUUUCUGCUGCCUGGUAUCAAGUCACUUCAGUCCAGGGUUCCCUCAUGUAUUACCAUCACCUUACUAUAUGUACCCCAUCCCUAGAGACUUUGAGGUGAUGAAAAUCCACUCGAGCUUCGCGCAGAGGCACACAACCGUACAAACUCUGCUGAUACAAAUACAGUACAUGGAAAGACCCAGACUGGCGUUGACAUGUGAGCUUCUGUUGCGUGCCGUGCAAGAGAAAGUAGGAGAGAAGAUUAUCUCAGAGGUCUGGCUAAUGUUAUGGCUAUUGCUUAACAGUAGAAUCGGUUUGGAGCCAAAAUCAAUCACAUGUUGUAUCCUGACAUGAUUAGUCAUGAGAUUAGUCUACUCGAUUCGCACUUGAGGAAAAAAAAGACAAAAUUGAUACUUUGCAUGGACAUGAUACCAGUGAUACUACUAAAUCUAUCACAGUGCUUUUUUUUCCCUACUUGCCUUGUUCAUCUGAGCAAAACCCAUUUAAAUGGAGAUUUGUGUUUAUUGCAUCAUUGUAUUGUUCUAAAAGACUUGGUCUAUAUAGUUGCAGUGGAUUGUAUAUGUAAUUAUUAGCACAGCUAGGGUAUAACAACUGAACUAUGAACUACUUCUAAUGUGUUUGUGGUAUGUGUCAUAUAGUGUAAUUGCCCUGCAAUGUUUUGCACGUAGCUGUUUUGCACGUUAAACUCUACAUAAUUGUUUGUGUGGCCUUUAUAGGGACUAAAGUGCCAACAAUUAAUCUGUUUGUACUAAAAUAACUUUGCCAAUCAGUGUGCAAAAUAAAAAGAUCUACUGCCUAAA